Messenger RNA from Closterium sp. NIES-67, 2776 nucleotides. The record is from the annotation of a GenBank genome assembly. NCBI's taxonomy places the organism in Eukaryota, Viridiplantae, Streptophyta, Zygnematophyceae, Desmidiales, Closteriaceae.
UCGCUGUCAGUGGAGUCCAUGCGCGCCUCUCACCCAUUCCACCUAGGAUUAAUUCGAGACUCACCUCACUCCGACAAUAAAUAACGUCACUUGCUCCUGCCCUCUCUUACAUGUCCCUGCGCCACGUCCAGACGCCGUCCCAGCCGCCCUAGGACCGCGCAAUUGUCGCCGCAAGCGGCGCCGUGAGCCGCGCUGCUUCGUGCGCGGCGGCAUGGCGAGGGGCGAGGCGCGAAGAGGACCCUCUCGAGCCUCGGGCAAGCGACCCCACCCCACCCCGUCGCGAGCAGCCUCGUCGCACGGCGCGUCGUACGGUGCGUCGUCAACAUCGCCGCGAUCGUCGUCAAGACCGUCGUACGGCAGGGCAGGGGGGGGCGGCUUCCCCCCAUGGGCCGAGCGUGAGAGCGCGGGGAGCGCGUUUGCCGAGCGGGCGGGUCGUUUCUGCGCGCUCGCCUUGCGCGUGGCGGGGGUGGCGUUGCGGGUGGCAGCGGCGGCGGGCGUGUGGGCGGCGGUGGCGGCGGCGGCGUUCUUAAUCCGCGGGUGCGUGUCGCUGGUGCCGCCGGCGCUGGGGUCCGUGGUGCUGCCGCUGGUGGGCGCGCUGGUGGGCAUGGGACGCACCCUCGGAUGGCUCGUGCUGCUGCCCUCCCUCGCGGUGCUGGUGCUGCUCUCCUUCUUCCUGCCGCUGCUGCUCACCGUCGCGCUGCUGCUGCUGCUCGCCCUCUUCGCCGCGCUACGCGCCAAGCUGCUGCUGCUCUCGCUGGCCACUGUGCUCAUCGCAGUGAUAGUGGCGGCCAGUGGGUCGCACCGAGCAGCGCUGCUGUUGCUGCUGGCGUCCGCCCUGUACCACCUGCUGCUGCGCGCCGGCCUCUCCACGCUCUGCCUCACGCUCCUCGCAUCCUUCCUCGCGUGCGACCUCCUCCUCCUCCUCGCCGCCUCCAUCAAAGACGAUGACGCCCCCUCCACCUCCGCCCCCCCGCCCCACUCCACUGCUGCCGAGGGGGAGCAGCAGGGGGGAGGGGCAGGGGUGGCAGGUGCAGCGGGGGAGGGGGAUGGGGGGCGAGUGGGCGGCGAGAUCGAGCGCAUAGUGGCGUGCAAGAGCCACUACGAGGUGCUGCGCCUGGCGCCCUUCUGCCCCCAGGUGGACCAGGCGCAGCUCAAGAAGGAGUACCGCCGCAUGGCCAUGCUCGUGCAUCCGGACAAGCAUGGGGGCCACGAGAAGAACGCCAUAGCGGCGUUUCAGCGCCUCCAGAAUGCGUACGAGGUGUUGUCGGACGAGGCGCGGAGGCGCGAGUACGAGGCGGAGUUGCGGCGGGAGCAGCUGGUGGAGCUCAUCACACGCCGGGCAGCACACAUGUGGCAGUCUAGCAGCGCAGCGGCAAGCAGGGGGUCGCCCGGAGGCACGGGCAGGCCGCCAGGGAAGGGGGGAGGGGGGGAGGGGGCAGCGAUGAGGGAGGAGGAGGAGGGGGGCCGGCAGGUGGCAUGCUCGGAGUGUGGGUUGGCGCAUGUGUGGCGGCCUGUCAGCCGGCCCUGCAGCCAAGCGCGCUGGUGCCAGGAGUGUCAGAGGCACCACCCAUGCAAGGAGGGGGAUGGCUGGGUGGAGCAGUUUCCUCAACCUGCCUUGUUUGGCAUGCUCUCCGUUGUAAGUGCCCAGCCUGCCUUGUUUGGCAUGCUCUCCGUUGUAAGUGCCCAGCCUGCCUUGUUUGGCAUGCUCUCCGUUGUAAGUGCCCAGCCUGCCUUGUUUGGCAUGCUCUCCGUUGUAAGUGCCCAGCCUGCCUUGUUUGGCAUGCUCUCAGUUCCUGCCUUGUUUGGCAUGCUCUCCGUUGUAAGUGCCCAGCCUGCCUUGUUUGGCAUGCUCUCCGUUGUAAGUGCCCAGCCUGCCUUGUUUGGCAUGCUCUCCGUUGUAAGUGCCCAGCCUGCCUUGUUUGGCAUGCUCUCAGUUGUAAGUGCCCAGCCUGCCUUGUUUGGCAUGCUCUCCGUUGCGGGGCCGCGCCACUUCUACACCUGCACGGACGCGCAGGUCUUCCGCAUCACUGAAUGGGCGCGCUGCCAGGGUCUGCGGUGCCCGCCCAACACGCACAAACCCUCCUUCCACUUCAAGCUCGCCCCUCAGGGGCCCCCGCCACCCGCCUCGUCCGCAUCUCCCCGGACCCAGCGGCAAAGGGGCAGAGCGGGCAGGGGCAGCGGGCGCGGCAGGGAGGAGCGCGAGGAGGGAUGGGCAGCGGGCAUGGGGGGGGGGGGCAGCGGCGGCGGUGGGGUGCAUGUGGAGCUGAGCGAGGAGGAGAUGGUGACGCUGCUGGCGCGCGCUGUCAGCUCCGGCGCUCUCAGCCCCACGCAGCUCUCAGAUGCGCUGAGAUCAGCAGCGCAAUGCAGCGACCAGGGGCCAGGCCCGCGGCGGAAAGGCAGGAGGCAGAAACCUCACUGAAGGAGCAGCUUGAACCACUGGGCUCACUCGUUUCUUCAAGUUGUACCUUAUUUCAGAUUGCUUUGUGAAAAAAAAAGAGCACUGGUCUGCGUGCCUGUUGCCGGAGCGGAUGCAGGCGUGCAUUGUCGAGAGUGUUUGGUUGGUCUGCUUGAGUUGAGUUGAAAAUGCAUUCAAGAAAGUACCGUAAUCCCCCGGAUAUAACACCCCGGGUAUAAUACAAAAAUCAUGCAAAAUCAGGGGGGUGGGUGCUCUAUUUCGCGUUUAGGCUAUAGCACCCUGGUGUUAUAUUUGAGGACAGAAUUUUUUAGAUGUGCAUUAGACUCAGUGUUUCAUGGCGAUUUCAACCAUCCAAGUUCC